This is a messenger RNA of Exophiala bonariae, 564 nucleotides long. RefSeq lists its product as uncharacterized. The transcript has 2 exons. The record is from RefSeq and is a predicted model, not a curated record. Lineage: Eukaryota; Fungi; Ascomycota; Eurotiomycetes; Chaetothyriales; Herpotrichiellaceae. The coding region runs from base 1 to 564 and encodes 187 amino acids.
AUGGCUUCAACUCCACCAGAAGCCGAUGCUAGUGAAGAGACUCAAGCGGGUGGCCAUGUAGAGAUAGACCGCGGCUUUGAAAGCGAGGACUCCGGCUUUGAGCAAGACUCUGUCUUGACACAAUCCGUUCGGUCGAGCAUAUAUCAAUAUAAGGUCGAAAAUGGCCGCACAUACCAUGCAUAUAAAGAGGGCCAGUACUUCAUGCCUAAUGACUCGGCCGAGCAUGAACGACUGGAAUUGCAACAUCGUGCCAUGUUUCUGGCUGCUGGUGGCAAGCUUUUCUAUGCACCUCUCACGGAACUCCAGAAUGUCUUGGAUCUAGGGACCGGCAUUGGAACAUGGGCAAUCGAUGUCGCUGACACGUACCCCAAGGCCAUCGUGACAGGUGUAGACUUGAGUCCUAUUCAACCCUCCCUUUCUCCACCCAACAUCAAGUGGGAAAUCGAUGACAUCGAGGACGACUGGACGUGGCCACCAAACCGCUUCGAUCUUAUCUACAGCCAAUUUAUGCUAAGCGGAAGUAUCGCGGAUUUUCCAAAGUAUUUUGGACAAGCUUUCAGGUAA